Messenger RNA from Caenorhabditis briggsae, 252 nucleotides. The transcript has 2 exons. The coding region runs from base 1 to 252 and encodes 83 amino acids. NCBI's taxonomy places the organism in Eukaryota, Metazoa, Nematoda, Chromadorea, Rhabditida, Rhabditidae. The record is from RefSeq and is a predicted model, not a curated record.
AUGCACAACUCCAAAGAAGAUCUUGAUCGAUUCUACUCGAAUUCUAGAAGGACGUCUAGCAUCACUCUCCCUCCGCACGGCAUUAUCCCGGCGGUGUACAGCAUUGAAACUGGCUACGAUCCCGAGUGCCCACAAGAACCGAGUGGAAUUCAUAAAUCUGUAAAAAUUAUUUUCGUACUGCUUAUUUUAACCGUUCUUCUUGUCGGAUUCGUCUUUGCCGUGCUUUCAGUGACUCGGCUGACGAAACAUUAA